AAAAUCGCAGGAAAAAACCCAAGAAGAAGAAGAAGAAGCGUCUUGUGUCGUUUUCAUGGUGUUUGUUAGUCAUUUGUACACCCAAAUUUUGACCGCCCACCUUAAUUUGCAAUAAUUGGGGAUUUUGGAAGCCUCUCCUGACUCCUCCGCUUACCUGGAAAUAUCCCCACCAUCCUCCACGCGCCACGACAGCUUCCAAUUAAUCCCCAAAGUCCCACAUGAACAAAACCAAGAUAAUAACUGUAAAUUACCCAUAUCCCCACUGUCAUUCGAUCUUUCUCUCCCAUUUUUCUCGCGCCCUUUUAUGAUUCGUCCUUACCGAUUUCCAGCUAACUCAAAGAUUGGAUGAUCCGCAGAUCUGUUGUUGCGGUUUCGGUUCAAAAUUUUUUGUUUAAUUAAAUAUUUCCUUCCAUCCGGGGGUUUUUAUUUUUGUUCGAAAGUCGAAACCUUUUGUAUAAUUGUUCAUUCUGGUGUAAAUUAACUUAGGAUAUCUUGUUCGUGAAUUUUUUUGGUUUGAAUUCGAUAAAUAUGACUACCCAAUUUGAUCGGUGGGAAAAAGAUCCGUUCUUUGCCGCUGCCGAAGAGGUCCAGGAAUCUGCCGACAGGAUGGAGUCUACUUAUAGGACAUGGAUUCAUGCUCUCAAGGAUACAGCCGGAAUAUGGAACAAAGAUGAGCUACGCAGGGACCUUCAAACUGCCCUUGGCACUACUAAAUGGCAGUUGGAUGAAUUUGAACGAGCAGUUAGUUCAAGCUACACUAACAAUGCUGCUGAUGAUUCAAAGGAUAGACGCCGGGAUUUUGUUAUUGCAAUUGGGAGUCAGAUUUUAAAGGUUGAAACUUCAUUAAAUGAAUCAACUGCUUCAAAGGGAAAGCCUCCGUUGCCAUGGGUUCGCCUGGAUGAAGGCGAAAGUGAUGAGCUUGCUGCAUUUCUCUCUGGACCGUCAACGUCUUUCACUGGUGACAGAAACUUUGGAAGGCUAAUUGGUAGAGAUCCCCAUGUAUUAAUUAGCUCACAUGAAGCUGAUGAUAAAUUAGAGCCAAAUGGUCCACUAAAUACGUCUCAUCCAAUGGAGUUGAUCCAAGUAGAGGGUAGGGAGGAAAAGUUGGCUGGGCACAGGAGAACAGCUAGUGCUAGUGCUGACAUUGGCUCUUGGAACAUUUCCAUGGCUGAAGACGCUUUACCUCAUAGUUCCGCUGAUGUUCAGGCCGACCCACCCCCUCGGAAAAUACCCAGUGUUUCAGGGUUUUUGAACUCUAUGGAAUUUGGAGCUAAGUUGAAAUUGUCAAAGAAUGGCUACAGGAAAUUGAAGCUUUCUGAUCGUCACAAAGAAUCUGAUACUCCAUUACCACAAACUCAGCCACUGACUAGAGGUAUCAAUUCAUGUUAUGAGAGGAGUAAGAGUUGCCUUGAAGGUUGUGAUGAUUGUUAUGAUAAACAACUUUAUGGCUGGUAUGGAGCCAUCCAAAGACAAAUUCAAAGAUCUCAAUACCAUAUGCAAUAUAGUAGACCUCUACAAGUCAUAUUGUCAACUGUAACCCUUCUAGGUAUUAUAGCUGUUCUGGGCCUAUUUGCUGUCUAAGGAACAAUUCAAGACCUUUUUGGAUAUGAUGAAGGGAUGCAGGGUUUCAGAAUAUGUUAUACCGCCUGGUGAGGCGGUUAGCUGAUUGGGACAGAUACAAAUUUGAUUCUGUCAAUCUAAUCCUUUACCUGAUUAUUGAGAGUUCUGUGUAGCUUUCCUCAUCAUUAGGUUUUCCUGUUAUACCCGCCUAAACCUCAUUCAUUUUGGUAAUUGUUUAGGUAAUAUCUAGUCUAGUGGGUAAAUUUUGUUGUAGAACUGUAUAUUGGGAAUCAUAGGUUUGUGCCACUUUCUAGAUAUUGUACCAUAUGACUAAGCCCAUUUCUUAUGCCCUUUUCUGUGGCAUUGUGGAGCUCCAUUGUAUGUCAUAGUUAUAAAGAAAUUUUCUAUUUCUCAAUUGUAAUGAUAUUGAUAUAGCUCAUGCUUAUUCAUAGGAGGCACUCUUUUACAGGUGGUAAGGUUCUCUUUAUAUUUAUUCUGUGAAUAUUUGGUGUAACGCAAUGUUAAAUACAUUAAAUUAUCUUCUCAUUAGUGGUUUUAGAGUGACAAAGUAGUUCCUUUCACAAUACAUGUUACUGUUCCUUUUCAUAGAACUCCUGAUUUAGUAAUGAACUCCUAAGCACUUCUUAUCUUGCUUAAACUUGUGUUUAUCCAUUUUCUUGUGUGGGGGUUUAUUUGAUAUGUGGCAUUCGUGGUUUUUGGAUGGUUGUAUGUAAUCUAAGCCCGUUUCAACUUGUUUUGAUUCCGAAAUCUGGGUGUCAUACAUGUUCAAUCAAUUGAUGAUGACCAAUUAAAAUCAUGUAUUAAUGAAAAGAUAACGACUUGGUUUAUGUCCUUGGCUUGUUGCAACUUCUUUUAAGGAGCUGAAACCAGGAAAAUGUUUUUUUUUUCCUUUUUGUAUGCCUGCUGUGUUUGGAUGGUGACUGUAUGUAGAAAUUUAUGGAAUCUCUGGAUGUGUUGACUGGAUUGAAGGACUUGUUUUUAUCUGAAGCUGAAAUUCGUUUUAGUAGCUUUUAAUUUACUUAGAGAUUUGGUUUUUAUCUUUACGGGGCCUAGAAGUUCUCAAGUUCUAAAAGUUUGAAUUUACGGAGACAGGUAAGAAGUUUGUUCCCAUUCUUUUGAGCUAUAAGCGGAAGUGGAAUGCCUGAGAUUUAUCUGAAGUGUGGCAGCUGGUAACUUCAAGCUUGAAGUGGAGUUCUUUGACUUCUUUCUCAGUGGGAUUUACAAUGUGGGGUUAAAAAUUGACAGUGAACAUUGCCAUUUAUAGAAACUUCUACAUGCUACUACUGAAGGGGUUUAAAGUUGCUUUCUUGAUUUCAGUUGAUAAUUCAAUGGCUGCUGUUUCUUCGUUUUUUUUUUUGUGUGGAAGUGUGGAUAUGUUCUUUCCCUGUAACUUUUAGUUUGAGAUGCAACUUCAACCGAGGGUUCCUUUGAUGUCCUCAUUGAAGGGGAGAAGAUCUUUACUGGAACAUGGAUAAAACUACUUUAGUCCUUGGCCAGAGAUGCAAGAUCAAAAUUGGCCGUCAGCGUGGAUUCAGCCAAUUCUUCUGAACCGCAUAAGCAUGGUGAAAUUCAACAAGCUACAGAGUACAGAUGUUUCUGUAGUGCCUGCAAACCUCAGAUUUCUACGAGUAUGCUGCUAGAAGUUGGAUUCAGCGGUAAACCAGAAGGAACAGAGUACUGUAUGAAAUGGAAAUAAUCAGGUCCGGUUCACAAGGAUUGCUCAUUUCAUGGGAGUUUUGAAGUUGAAUAAUGAGAUGAGACACCCCAAUUCAUGUACUCACUAUAGCUAAAAAAAAAAAUUGUUAUAUUUUAUAAAUGCAUAUGUUGUGUGAAAUAAACUUGAUCAAAAGUUGAAUCUUCCAGAAGCAUAAUAAGCACAUAAACUCGCCAAUUAUUCAUAGGUAGAUUAACUCUUUGCUGAGGAUUAAAACUCCCUAAUAGGCUUUGAUUACAUAUAAGUAAAAAAGGCAGUAGAAAUUCCAGAGACCAAAUGAUAAGGUAAUUAAAGAGGAAACCUCUUUGAGUCCAUCACUCAAAUCAAGCACUGAUAAGUAAAGUAGGAGAGUGCAAUUGCCAGUGGAAUGAAAUACUCCAAAAACACUGCGUAUUUCGGUGGUGGAUCUUCCUUAAUCAACACAGCUUUCAUCCCUUUAGCCUUCUUGGGAUUACCUUUUUUGCCUUCUCCAUCAGCUUCAACAUCCUCUUGGGCAAAUUUGUAUCCUUCCAAACGCCCAACUUGGCAUUUCAAGAGUAAAGCUUGAGCUGCUUUUCCAUGUCCAAUGGCCUCAUAUUCCUCCGUUGCAUCCUUUCCAGCUUGUUCAAUCAAGACCUCUUCUCCUCCAGGGUGUUCUCCCAUGAACUUCGUCACGUUUAUCACCUGUAAAUCGAAAAUGCACUUUGUUAUAUUCGAAUGCUCCUCAUUUUUCACACUAUUACUGAGCAUCCAUUCAUGCUCAAAGAAAUGUCUAUGAUCAGUAUCUAUCUGGAAGUAUUACUUACUCUGCCUUUGAUGACAAGCCAGCAGUCUUGCUUAGUUUCGUGUUGCGCUACCUGAGAUAGUGUAAAAACUCUAUCUUUCUCCAUUGCUUCAGACUCUUUCAAUAACUCAGAGCUGCAAGUCUAGUGGGCUAUUUGUGUUUUGGCUUUUGAGACUGAACUCGAAAUGGAAUACUUAUAGGUAGCCAAUGAUGGCUUACAUCACAUACACAACAGAGGCAGAGAGAUAUCUUUGGAUGGUGUAACGACAUUCCUCGUGAAGUCAUGCUGCAUCAAAUUUUUUUGGUUGGGUGCUUUGAAUGGUUGUUGCAGACUUUUAGGAGUGGAGCUCGUAGGAAAGAUCAUACACGGAUAUGGCUUUAAAUGGAAUUUGAUUCUCUACCCUUUCGAGUUUAGACUUUAAUGUCGCCAAUUUUGUGCAUGAAACUAAGAAGUGAUCUUUCAGGGUUAAGACUAAAAGAAAGUUACUGAGGGGUUACGAGCUAAGAUGUUGCAGACGAUGAUGUCUAAGUUUUUAGAUAUGUAUUCCACAAAAUACAGUCCCAAAUACAUCAAUACAACCAUCAUCAUCGUCAUCAUCAUCAUCCUCAUUAUUAUACUCCCUCCGUCCCAUAAUUAUUGUCCAGUUUGAGUUUUCAUUUUUA
Oldenlandia corymbosa var. corymbosa is the source of this 4721-nucleotide messenger RNA. The record is from the annotation of a GenBank genome assembly. NCBI's taxonomy places the organism in Eukaryota, Viridiplantae, Streptophyta, Magnoliopsida, Gentianales, Rubiaceae.